AAUAUUAUUUUUGCCGUAGCGGCGUUACAACAUUUUUUCUGGACUAGCUUCAUUCCAACUCUGUCCGUGAAGUUGAGCACAUCGUUUUCCCUCCGCAGUAUCGUGUGAGUCGGUAGUACCCGGUCCUUUGUCGAUUCUUUGUUGAAAGGUAUACUUAGUGAAGUUGCAUUUGCUGUGUGAAUUAUUGAAUAAUUAUCGUCUUCAAUCUGUUGGGCGCAUCGUUUCGGAAGAAACAAACGAAUCGAGUAAUCGAAAAAAUAAUUGAUAACGUGUUUCUGAUAGUUUGGAAAAGCCAUCCACCAGUGUGAAGAAGAAAGGCAAAAAAAGGGAAAAAAUAAUUCAAUAAAACCCAUUAAAAAGUUUAUGCAAAAAAGUGAGCCCGAAAGUAGUUUUGAGCCCGGAUCGCCAUUCCUACAAGAUAAUACAUUGCAAAGAUUGUGUGUCGAGUUGAAAGAAGAAAAUACUGUUCGAGAGCGAUAAAGAAACGGAAUUUUUGCUCGAAUCACUGCACAAAGCGAAAAAAAAAAACGAGCCACAGGAAAAUCAGUGAUCGACAUCGUUCCACAUCUGUGAAAGAGGAUUUGACUUCAAACUAGCGACUACUGAUUGAGUGGCGAAGAGCUCCGGCAGUAUAGAAGUGCAAAAAAGAACCAGUAGACAAACGAAACCGAUUUCACAUUCGGCGGUUGCUAAUUCCAAGAGAAUUUCUGGAGCACCGUGAGCCUAACAAAGCCACUCAUAGCAGAAGAAGUGUACACCGCAAAUAACUUCACCAGAGGAGGAGCCCUACAGUAGCCUCAGAAAUAUGAAUGGCUCAAGCUACGAAAUCAACACAAAUGGUGAUAUCCUAUCACAGAACCAGCAGAAAGGCUGGUGGACCAUCGGGUUAAUCAAUGGCCAGUACAAGUACAUGACGGCCGAAACUUUUGGCUACAAACUGAACGCCAACGGAGCUAGUCUAAAGAAGAAGCAACUCUGGACGCUCGAGCCAUCCAACACCGGAGAAAGUAUUAUCUAUCUGAAGUCACACUUGGGCCGGUACCUGUCGGUGGACUCUUUCGGCAACGUGCUGUGCGAAUCGGAGGAACGCGACGCUGGCAGUCGGUUCCAGAUCAGCAUUGCCGACGACAACUCGGGACGAUGGGCUCUGAAGAACGAACAGCGCGGCUACUUCCUCGGGGGCACCCCGGAGAAGCUCACGUGCACCGCCAAAGCCCCCGGCAGGGAGGAGUUCUGGAGUGUGCACCUGGCUGCUAGACCACAGGUAAACCUGCGCGCCGUUGGACGCAAACGGUUCGCGCAUCUGUCGGAAUCGCAAGACGAAAUCCAUGUCGACGCCAACAUUCCGUGGGGCGAAGAUACGCUCUUCACGCUGGAGUUCCGCACCGAUGAAGAGGGACGAUACGCACUGCACACAUGCAACAACAAGUACCUAAACUCGAACGGAAAGCUUGAAACCAAAUGUACCGACGAUUGUUUGUUCAGCGCUGAGUAUCACAGUGGACACUUGGCUCUGCGUGAUCGCCAUGGACUGUAUUUGUCCCCGAUCGGAUCGAAGGCCGUCCUCAAGUCACGCUCGCAGACUGUCACCCGAGAUGAGCUGUUCUCGCUGGAAGAUUCACUCCCACAGGCUUCGUUUGUCGCUGCUUUGAACAACAAGUACGUCUCCGUGAAACAAGGCGUUGAUGUCACUGCCAACCAGGACGAGAUUGGCGAUAACGAAACCUUCCAGCUGGAGUACGAUUGGUCUGCCCACCGUUGGGCUCUGAGAACCACUCAGGUAAGCUCGGAUCGCUAUUGGUGUCUGUCCACCGGCGGAGGUAUUCAGGCCACAGGCAAUCGCCGUUCAGCAGAUGCGCUGUUCGAACUGGUCUGGCAUGGAGAAGGUUCCGUAUCGUUCCGUGCCAACAAUGGAAAACUGCUGGCAACGAAACGUUCCGGUCAUCUGUUUGCCACCGCCGAAGCGGUCGAGGACACAACCAAAUUUUACUUCUAUCUUAUUAACCGCCCGAUCCUUGUGCUGAAGUGUGAACAAGGCUUCGUCGGGUAUCGUGCUCCGGGAAGCAACAAGCUAGAGUGCAAUAAGGCUAUCUACGAAACUAUUCUGGUCGAACGUGCACCCAAGGGUGUUGUCUACUUCAAAGGUCAAAACGGCAAAUACUGGCGAAUCGACGGUGAGGGUAUUGCCGCCGACUCGGACACUCCUGUUGACGGAUUCUACAUUGAACUGCGAGAACCCACACGUAUUUGCCUGCGGUCAAAGGACGGCCGGUAUCUGGGUGCGACCAAGAACGGCACAUUCAAGCUGGUUGACACCGGUUUUGAUACGGCCACCCAGUGGGAAUACUAAGAAGCAUCAUUCAGCGGCAUCUCAUCGGUUCGGGUAUACUCGCACUCGAAAUUUUAGCAUGUUAGGUUACUACUCUUCUCACUCAUCUACCUAUUACUAUUAGGGCUACUAUUCCAUCGAAACUCAAGCAAAAUUCAUUGGAAGGAAAAUCAUGGAACGACAUACGACGCAAUCAAUCUCUCUCACUCUUUUAAACUCUACUCUUUAAAUUUUAUUUGUAAAUUUAUUUUACUGUCUUUCGUAUUGUAAAAGGUAGCAUAUUUUAUAAAGCAGUCAAUAAAAAGCCGAAGUGGAAAAUAGCGCUCUUGACUAACUAGAGUUGGAGCAAGGAGUUUCGAAAAAUCGCAUUGUUAUUUCAAAACAACCAUCUCAAUAUGAUGCAUGCGUGCGUAUAUUUAUUGCAAUAUUCAUACAUCAAAAAGCUAAAUAAGUUGUAAUAACUAGUGAUCACUAAAGUUAAAACAAAACUAUCGUAAACGUAAAAAAGAAUAAAUAAAAUGUAACACAUAACGAAAUCAUGCGUUUCCUUAAGUAAAAAAAAACACAUUAUCGUCCCAAUUCACAAAUUACGCAAUACGAAAUUUAACUACAAAUGAUAAAAAUCAGAAAAUGCUUGAUAUUUUGAACUAACAGGCGCAAAAGUGAUACACUGCUUGACAUUGUUCUCAUCGUCAAACGCUAAAACUGUAAACGUCCGUCAUCAAAUUCGAACGAUUUCUACAUCCGACAGAUGCAUAUAUAAAGCGUGGCAGAAUUGUGAUUAACGAAUCCAUCUUAGUUGAAAUGACUACAUAUAUUUAAAGCAAAUAACUACAAUGUCACUGUGGGUGCUAUCCCCCCGACAAAAAUAUGAAUUGAAACAAAUAAAUAAAUAACCCAACAACUGCCAAACAGUCUGAUACAAUUGUAUUCGGAAAGCCGAUAAAACAUCAACAGAACCAACACGCAGCCCAGCCCAUGCAACUUAGAUACUAAAUUUUUAUUGCCACUCCUAGACAUCAUUUUCGAACCAAAAUUAUCAAUCGGGGUGCAAGGCCCCCAAUCAAUGAAGCGAAAUUAUUGCAUCAACUUUGUAAAGUAUUUAUCAUUAGUUAUGAGUUUCCAAAAGCUAAGAAACUCUGUUAGCAAUUCAUGUAAAAAAAAAAAACAAUUAUAAUUUAUUACAUUUAGGUUCGUCGAAAGGUGUUCUUGUGUUGUAACAGACCGUAUUUCGAUGAACACCAUUAUUGAGCGGAAAAUAUCAUACUAAGGAGGUGGAAGGUGAGCCUCCUCUCGAUUUGGCACAGACAAACAGCGGAAGACGUACAGCGAAUGAUUUUUUUUUAUCGACCGUGCGUAAACGCUAUUCUGAAUAUUUUACGAAUUUAGAGAAGAGAAAAAUGAUACAAUAUACAGAAGAAGAAAAAAAAACAAUGUAAACGUAUGUGUGUAAUCAAAUCGAAUUGAAGUAAAGUAUAUCAAUAAAACUA
This is a messenger RNA of Aedes albopictus (Asian tiger mosquito), 3819 nucleotides long. RefSeq names its product protein singed (gene singed). The record is from RefSeq and is a predicted model, not a curated record. Gene Ontology annotation, cellular component: actin cytoskeleton; cytoplasm. Gene Ontology annotation, molecular function: actin filament binding; protein-macromolecule adaptor activity. Gene Ontology annotation, biological process: actin filament bundle assembly; establishment or maintenance of cell polarity; cell migration. NCBI's taxonomy places the organism in Eukaryota, Metazoa, Arthropoda, Insecta, Diptera, Culicidae. Bases 806 to 2350 code for a protein of 514 amino acids. The transcript has 8 exons.